AUGGCAUACGCCUCAUUGUCACUGACCUUCUGGCACCGCAAUCACUCCACUACAGUCAGCGACGUCUUUGAUAGUGACGCCGAUAAUGUCUCCGUCAAAGCCAUACCUAUACUGUUUCUCGGUUCAUACUUCCUCGGACUAGCGGCCAUGAGUACGUGGGCAUUAUGCGCCACCAAGAUACCGUCCUGGAGCUCAAGCCCUCUCGAUACUGCACUUGCCGCUAUGCGAGCCGGCAACAUCGCACCACAAGGCUUUCGCUGCAUGCGAAGUGUGCACGACCAGCGUCAACCAUCCGUACCCGCAUACCCUCGAACCAAACAGAAAGGAGCAUGGAGCGCACACUGGGAGGUACUAUGGGUGAUACUGUUGCUCUGGAUCCUGGUCAUACUUUGCUUCAUGUGGGCAGCCGUGGUCGGCCAUCUCUUCGCUCUCGUCAACCCGGAAGUUGCAGGUUUUGGUGGCUGGCCUCUGGUGCCGAACAGAAAUUCCUCGCAGCUGUCUAUCACACCGUCUUUCUCGAAUUCAUACGCCAACUCACUAGAGAUCAUCCUCUUGUAUGCGCUCGUGCAAGGUCCUCUGACAUUCGGCCUACAUUGCGCAGAACUGCAAAUGAAUCUGGCUCGUGACGAGGCGUUUUGGCGCAAGGCUUCCAGUAAGAAAGGAUGUAAGCUCCAGGACUACGACUCUGUCAAGACAGCCUUCACGAGCUGGCAGUCUCUCUGUCUCUCCGCAUUCAAGCCGGUGGUACACUGGGUCUUCGGUCUCUCAGUGCAGAUCUACAAUGGCAAGAUCUUCUUCGGACCAGCUCAGAUAGUGUAUCUGGCUCUUUUGGCCACCAUUUGUGCAACUCAAACGAUCGUCGAUCUUGUCGACGACUGGUCGGCGACACUACACUGGGGUCACAAGAACGAUGGGUAUCAAGCUGCUCAUGCUGGUACAUCACAAUUCCCGCUGCCAGACGUGAAGCCAGUACCGUGCUGUGGUUGA
Recurvomyces mirabilis is the source of this 987-nucleotide messenger RNA. RefSeq lists its product as uncharacterized. NCBI's taxonomy places the organism in Eukaryota, Fungi, Ascomycota, Dothideomycetes, Mycosphaerellales, Teratosphaeriaceae. The coding region runs from base 1 to 987 and encodes 328 amino acids. The record is from RefSeq and is a predicted model, not a curated record. The transcript has 2 exons.